Molecule: messenger RNA, 3525 nt
Organism: Bicyclus anynana (squinting bush brown)
Lineage: Eukaryota; Metazoa; Arthropoda; Insecta; Lepidoptera; Nymphalidae
Product: putative sodium-dependent multivitamin transporter
Exons: 10
Coding region: 388-2085 (565 amino acids)
Biological process (GO): transmembrane transport; sodium ion transport
Cellular component (GO): membrane
Molecular function (GO): symporter activity
Source: RefSeq, a predicted model, not a curated record
UUUCUACAAGAAAUCUGAACAUAACCUCAAAAUAUUUGUAGUUGUGAGGUUAUACGUACCACAAUCGUUUAAUUAAACAUGCAAACAAAUGGACAUUGGCCUAUACGAACUUCAUUUCAUUCCAAUGGAGGCACUUCGCGUGAAGAGACGUUUAUAGGUACUUAUUGUGCCUUAAUUAUGAUACCUUGUUAGUAAAAAAAAUAUAUACUAUGAACUAUGUUGUAAUAAAAAAAUAAUAGUUAAAUAUAUUUUCUAAAAUAUUGUGUAAAAUUGUGGAGUGUACUUAUAAUGCAGGAAUAUCGAAAAAUCUAGAUUUUAAUUCUGCACCGGUGAAAAAUUUACGGGUUAUUAAAUUCAGUUCUACAAAUUCUGAUGAAAUAGACAACAAUGGCGCAGACAAUUUUUGGAGUAUGGGACUACGUCAUUAUGGUAGCUACAAUGUUAGCCUCAAUUGUGAUCGGACUUUAUUUUAGAUUCAGUGGAGGGAAACAAAAAACCAAUGAUGAGUACCUUUUAGCUGAUCGCAACAUGUCAAUAUUUCCUGUAGCUGUUUCAUUAAUGGCGUCAUUCAUGUCUGCUAUCACACUAUUAGGACUGUCAGCUGAGAAUUAUUACUUUGGAAUGCAAUUCGCUGUAAUAAACAUUGCUUAUGGCAUCGCUACACCGGUUGCCUCUCGGCUCUAUCUGCCAGUAUUUUUUGGAUUGCAGAAAACUAGUACUUACGAAUAUUUAGAGUUACGUUUUGGACCUCAAAUAAGAAUGUUGGCAUCUUUAACGUAUACCUUACAAAUGGUAUUAUACAAUGGAAUAGUUUUAUAUGCACCGGCGAUCGUUUUGGAAUCUGUAACUGGAUUGGAUAGAUUGAUUUCUAUUCUGGUAGUUGGUUUAGUUUGUACCUUCUACUCGUCGCUGGGUGGUAUGAAGGCUGUGCUUUUUACUGAUUUAUUACAAUCAUUCUUGAUGUUUGGCGCAGUAUUUAGUGUAGUUAUAUUUGCAUCGGUACAACUUGGAGGAUUUGAACAGAUUUUUAUCAAAGCUCGAGACGGUGGGCGGUUAGAUUUUUCCAAUUUCAGCGUAGAUCCAACAGAGAGACACACGUGGUGGUCGCUUAUAAUUGGUGGAUGUAUUACAUAUCUAUCUCUAUACGCCGUAAAUCAUACACAGGUGCAACGUCUUCUCACGGUGAGCACGUUGGACCGUUCGCAGCAGUGUCUGUGGUGGAGUUGGCCUGUGCUUUCAGUCCUAAGUAUUGUGACCUGCAUAAGUGGUUUAAGUAUGUACGCUGUCUACAAAGACUGUGACCCGCUGGCCAGCAAAAGAAUCACCGGAGCUGACCAAUUGAUGCCGUUUUACGUGGUCGAUGCAAUGAAAUCAAUGCCUGGUCUGGCUGGGUUAUUUGUGGCUGGAAUAUUCAGUGCGUCCCUAUCGACCAUAUCCGCUUCUUGUAAUGCAUUGGCAGCUGUCACUCUUACGGAUUAUGUGGGCAGGUGGUGUAGAAUAAAUCCAUCAUACGUACCAUGGCUGACCAAGUUAGCCGCAUGUGGUUUUGGCCUGGUGUUUCUGGCUUUGGCAUUCAUCGCUGAGCACUUGGGAGGGGUGCUGCAAGCUUCACUGACCAUAUUCGGCGCAGUUGGGGGACCCCUAUUGGGAAUAUUCACAUUGGGAAUGUUCACUACGUAUGCAAACGAGCGCGGUGUAUCCGUGGCACUUCUCACUGGUAUGGCCGUAACACUUUGGAUUAGCUUCGGUGGACCGCGACCAUUGCCAGUAAAGCUGCCAGUCAGUGUCAAAGGUUGUCCUGGCAACGUGACGUUGAGCGUUUUAUCCACGCCGCCGCCGAGCGAUUAUUUCUACAUGUACAGGGUCUCUUAUAUGUGGACUAGUCCGAUCGGCUUUAUUUGGGUGCUAGUGGUGGGGAGCAUUGUCUCGUUGGCAUGGAAACAGCAGCAUCCGUGGCAGAAGGUGGGUCUGGCGCACCCAGACCCUGCGCUGUUCACGCCCCCUCUCGCGAGCAGACUCAGAGCUAAAUAUGACAAGAAGUCCAGCGUACAUUGCGAGCUACUCAAACAAAACGGUCAAGAAUAAGGUUCGUGACACACCUAGUUCAUAUUGAACGGGAUAAUAAAUAUAACGUCAUUCGUCAAUCAAAUUAUUAAUUAUGUAGUUACUUAAUUAAUUAUCCACAUUUAACCACAUUACAAAAAGGCAAAACAUGUAAGUUAUUAUGAUUUUUAGAUUAAUUUAGCUUAUCUUAAAUAUACCAAAAAAAAAAAUAGUGUAAAUCUACUUAAUUUCGGUAAUUACGCAAUUGUUUUUUUUAAGUUUAAAAAAAAAAGGGUUUUGUAAAAUUUCACAAUAUUUUGGUUUUGAUUGGCGAACGGUGAUAACUUAAUUAAAGUAUUUUAAUAAAAUGACAAAGGUUUCUCCUAAAAUUUAUUUUUCUAAUAACGAAUUGUUUGUAGGCUUAAAGAGAGUGUGUAUGUAUCUAAGUGUUGUUGUAUUGAAGUUACUUAAAAGUAAAUUAAUUAAACAAAUAAAAAACCCUGCACUGCAUAAACUGCAUAAAGUAUAAAAAAACUGAAAAGAAAAAAACACAAGGUCAGUCCAGAAGUGUAGAAAGCAAUUAGAAGCAGUCGGGUAAAAAUAUUGAAGUGUAGACAAUAUUGUAUGUAAUUAGAUGAAUUCUUUGGAAUUUAAUAUAUUACGAGGCCUAAAAGUAUUAUUAGUUUUACUAUAAUACUAUAUUUAUUUAUUUUAUAAUUUGUUCCUUUCAGUUAUAAAAAAAACAUUCCUUUUAGUAGUUUCUAAAGAAACCAUAAUGUUAUAUCAAUUGUUACAUAUUGUUAAUACGAAUAAAAUAUUCAAAUUCAUAUGUUAUAUGAAUGUAAAUAUUUUUGUACCUUCUUAAAAGUUGUUACUUGAUUAAACUUGACGUAAACUUGAUUUUACUUGCAUACUUAGGUACUUUUACCUAAGUAUGCAAGUAAAAUCAAGUACUUAAUAUGUAUAGUUAUUAUUUAUUAUUUUUACUCAAAUGAUAAGCACAACAAACAUAUAGUGAUAUUAUGUAUAUCUACUUAAAAGUAAUUCAAAAGGCUUAAUAAAUAGAUCUAUUAUUGUAAGUUUUUUAUUGCAUAUUUUAGAUAAAAAUAUAUUAUCUGUAUAUUUUAAGACCAUAGACAGAGAAGUAAAUAGAAAAAAAUUACAAAAAAUUAAACAAUAAGGUAUAUGCAUGUAAUACAAUAUUAAUUGGUAUUUCUUCUGAAUUGAAUUUAAGUGCCUAUUCCUUAUUGGUUGAUAUUGCAAUGACAUGACAUAUAGACUUAUAAUUUGUUUGUUCCUAUUUGAUGAGAUAAUGAAUGAAAGGUCAAUCAAGGUGCAUUGCACAGAGUACUUUAGGUACGAGGUACUAAUUCAUAAAUGCUGAUGGUAUGUUCUUUGGUAAGUACCUACGCAGGUGGUUUGGUGGCACUAAGUGUUUUAUAUAUACAUAUUUAUACAAUAAACUAUGUAUAAAAGUUAGAA